This is a messenger RNA of Cladophialophora immunda, 2276 nucleotides long. RefSeq lists its product as uncharacterized. Gene Ontology annotation, molecular function: oxygen binding; heme binding. The record is from RefSeq and is a predicted model, not a curated record. The transcript has 4 exons. The coding region runs from base 553 to 1587 and encodes 344 amino acids. NCBI's taxonomy places the organism in Eukaryota, Fungi, Ascomycota, Eurotiomycetes, Chaetothyriales, Herpotrichiellaceae.
GGGGGCUGGCAACUCUCCUGGUUGUCUUCUUCCCGACUUGACCCUCGGGUUGUGGUAAUGACGGACGUCUAAAUCACCUUCUGGAUGCUCGCUUACGCUGCCGCAUGGUCGACGAGAUGGCGGCUUCACGGACGGGUAAUCUCGACAACAUCCGUUUCUUCCAAUUGAUCAACAAGUGGCGUUAUCCCGGUUUCAAAUAUCCAGUGAGAACAAAGUUCUGUAACGGUUCCUGGCCCCCCAGCCGGAUGAUGGUCACGCCACUGCACGUGGAAACUAGGAACAUGGGUUGCUCCCUAGCGGGACGGAUCGAAAAUUUAUCUUCAACUCGUCCCAAUCGGGGGUCGACUAUGGAGAUGCGUUGUUGCAAAUAGUUCGCGGAUCAGUCCGACCGGCUUUAAAUCAUGCGAUCGCCGUUGCGAAACGCAGCGGGAGCCGCGCUUCAGCAGACUUUCUCUCCCUCAUUCAAGGAAAUAGUCGAAUUCAACAGGUCAGCAGCUUACGGCCAAGCUCCUGUAUCGGCAUAUCUCUGGGAGGUCUCUAGACGGCCACACAAUGGGUGAUAUUCCGAAGAACAUGGAACAUGUGGAGCGGCGCGAACUGUACACGUCGCUCCCGGUUCGAGUCCAGUACCUCCAGCAGUUCCUUGAAUUCGGAGCAGAUGACGUCGUCGCCUUGAUCGAGGGACAGAAAUACAUCAAAGCCAUUAUUCCGGCAAUCGUCAACAUGGUGUACAAGAAGUUGCUGAGGCACGACAUCACGGCGCGAGUCUUCAGCACGCGAGAUAGUCGCAUCGAAGAAAAUCCCGUGACAUGGAUCAAGGAAGACGACGCCCAGAUCCGGCACCGGAAGAUGUUUUUGAGGUGGUACCUCACGAAACUCAAUUCCGACCCCAGCAAAAUGGAGUACUGGCAGUAUCUGGACAAAGUAGGGUUGAUGCAUGUGGGCAAAGGACGCCGUAACCCUCUGCACGUGGACUACAUCUUCCUCGGCGCGUGCCUGGGCUACAUCCAAGACUCGAUGACGGAAGCCAUCCUCUCGCACCCGCGGCUGGAGCUGACGCAGAAGAUCGCCAUCGUCAAGGCGAUCGGCAAGGUGAUCUGGAUCCAGAACGACCUGAUGGCGAAAUGGCACGUCGAGGACGGGCGCGAGUUCCUGGACGAGGAGCUCGAGGAGGACAUGGAGGCCGAGGCGCGCGAGCCCGAGGGCUACCUCCACGGGAAGCGCAUCCUGGGCAACGGCGGGGGGCCCGGCGGCAACGGCAACGGCGACGACGAUAGCUCGAUCGCGGGCACCGUGUCGUCGACGUCGUCGGAAAAGAGCACCACCAGCCUCGGCCGCACGAUGGAGCAGGUCCGCCUGUCCAACGAGCAGCAGAAGAUGUCCACGUGCCCCUUCAGCGGCAUGGCGUCGGCUAGUACAGAGGACAUGGAGAAGCAGCGCGCCGCCACCUGGCGACCGACCCGCCGGGAGCUGCUGCAGACCGAGCCGACGUCGCCCCCUCGUCUUCCAACGGGCAUCCCGCGACUCCGCGUGAUUGAUGGCAAAACCAGCUGUAAGGAGAAUCUGGAUCCGAAUCCGUUUGCAUAGGUAGGCAGGCAGGCAGGCAUCCCCAGCGUGAGGAGAGAGAGCCAGCCACCAAGCCAGCCGCGAAGCCUUCCGCGCUCCGAGCCACGAUACCGUUAGCUAGCUCAUUGCCAAAUGAACCAGCCGAUCGAGGCCAGUUGUGGAUGCGUGCUGCCAUCCCAGGCUACACAAGUGAACGGACUCACCUCACUUCAAACCCAGGCCUCGCUUGCCGGCGCGCCGUGGGAUUCAUGUACAUUUUAAGCAAUUAGGGAAUGAAUUGAAACCAAAAGCAUUUUCCUUACAGGUUUAUCGGCCUUUUUUCCCGGUGUAUGCCCCGGGCCUGUCCUCGGCCUCGCUCCGCUGCAUACGGUGCACCAAGGAGUGCGAAAUGUCCUCCACAGAAGAAGAGAAAGGAUCUCGUGGCGGAUUAAAUAGACACGUUCCGAAGCUACAACCCGCAUCACCGAAUCCUCGUCAUAUAGAUAGGCACCAGGACAUGAAGGAAGAGGAGGGAAGACUUUGCCCAGACACGGAAAACAACGAGAUCGCGGUGCACAACAAAUCAUGAUUAGUGGCCCCGGCCCCCCGAUCAAUAUCCGUUGGUGUGAAUGUAACGCCCUCUCCGCGAGAUGGAGGCAGGUCAACCCUGUCCUACCGCGCCGUUCGAGGUCCGUUUCAACAGAGUCUCUGUGAUCAAAGAAGCAAUAAGC